Symbiodinium natans is the source of this 522-nucleotide messenger RNA. The record is from the annotation of a GenBank genome assembly. NCBI's taxonomy places the organism in Eukaryota, Dinophyceae, Suessiales, Symbiodiniaceae.
AUGCAUUUUUGGUUAUACUUUGCACCGCAUUCGCGGAUCACGGCGACCAUGAAGCUCUUUCUUCUGGCGCUUGUUACAGCCCAUGGCGAAAGUGGCUCCAAUAGCCGCUUCUUACCCAAGAAGGCAGAUAUGGCAAAGAACGAGAGCAAUACCAGUGACAUCAGCCUCGCAGCAAUCAUUGAGGCACGCAUGCAAGAAGGCAAUUCGAAGAUUGACAGCUUCAAUGGAACCAAAGCUGGCUGCCCCUUGAAUCCGAAGCCUGGAUCGGUAUAUCAACCCUAUCGCCCUUGCCACCUUGAUUGCUCCGACUUCUUCCGCGCCUGCAAUUCGCACAACAAGCCGGAAUGUUCAUGCGGCCACGAAGCAGGACUUUGCAUGAUCUCGUGCUUCUUCACCGAGUACCAGGAUUCCAGGGAAGAAUGCCAGAAGAAAUGCAACGAUUUUGGGAUCUUCUGCACAACUUUCAAGAUGAAGCAUUGUGAGGAAGCAAAGUUAGAAUGCUUGUCAAAGUGUCCUGCCUAG